This is a messenger RNA of Priapulus caudatus, 1531 nucleotides long. RefSeq names its product Golgi phosphoprotein 3-like. Bases 158 to 1024 code for a protein of 288 amino acids. Lineage: Eukaryota; Metazoa; Priapulida; Priapulimorpha; Priapulimorphida; Priapulidae. Gene Ontology annotation, molecular function: phosphatidylinositol-4-phosphate binding. Gene Ontology annotation, biological process: Golgi organization; Golgi to plasma membrane protein transport; retrograde vesicle-mediated transport, Golgi to endoplasmic reticulum. Gene Ontology annotation, cellular component: Golgi cisterna; trans-Golgi network; cytosol. The transcript has 5 exons. The record is from RefSeq and is a predicted model, not a curated record.
AACGUAGAACAGGAAGAGCAUUUGUUUUGAUGAGUGAAAUUUCGUGUACGAUAUCUUCAACCUCAGAUUUUAAAAGGAUUUGUACCAUAUCGUGGGAUUAAACCGAAACCGCUAUCAUCAAUGAACAGCUGACGUGUUUGUCCAUUAAUUUGACACAAUGAGUCAAAGAUCUGAUGGGCUUGUACAGCGGAAGUCUACUGCCAUAAAGAAGGAAAACCAGGAACCAGCCAGUGAAAAUGAACCCGAGGAAACUAGCAACUCGUGUGAUGAAAAUGAACUUGAUCAUGAUUCAAAAGAAACUAGACUUACGUUGAUGGAAGAAGUUCUUCUUCUUGGACUAAAAGACAGAGAAGGUUACACGUCGUUCUGGAAUGAUUGUAUAUCGUCUGGUCUGCGAGGCUGUAUUCUCAUUGAACUGGGUCUUCGCAAUCGUCUUGAGCUAGAAAAGGCCGGGAUGCGGCGGCGGAGCCUGCUGAACAGGAAAAUUUUGCUGAAGUCGGAUGCACCGACCGGCGAUGUGCUCCUUGACGAGGCACUGAAACACGUGAAGGAGACUCAGCCGCCGGAGACUGUGCAGAGUUGGAUAGAAUACCUUAGUGGCGAGACUUGGAACCCGCUGAAACUCAAGUACCAGCUGCGCAACGUGAGAGAGAGGCUGGCAAAGAACCUCGUGGAGAAGGGCGUGCUGACGACGGAGAAGCAGAACUUCCUGCUGUUCGACAUGACCACGCACCCGCUGACGGACAAUGUCGUCAAGCAGAAGAUCGUCAAGAAGGUGCAGGAAUCGGUGCUGACCAAGUGGGUGAACGACCCGCACCGGAUGGACAAGCGCAUGCUGUCGGUGAUCAUGCUCGCUCACUCGUCCGACGUGCUCGAGAACGCGUUCGCGCCGCUCUCCGACGAGGACUACGAGGUCGCGAUGAAGCGCGUGCGCGAGCUGCUCGACCUUGACCCGGAGGUCGAGUGCAUGAAGGCGCAGGCCAACGACAUGAUGUGGGCCGUGUUCGCCGCCUUCACAAAGUAACGAGAAGCGAAGACGGGUAGAGAGGCGAGGACGGUAGCAGCGGCACAGCGGUGGCAACGACAGCAUCGGCAACAGCGACGGCGGCAACGACAACGGUGGUAGCAGCAGGCAGCAAGUGGUUCCACUGACGAUUUCGGCGAAGCCAUGUCUCGCGUGUGCACAGAGAGCCAGCGGCGCCUUCUUCUUCUGCGUGCCGCCACCGCCGCCAAAUGUGACACGGCAGCGGAUCGGAGACGGAUCGGGGGAGGUCGAAAACCGUGUGUCGGUGUCGCGUGUCGGCCGAAGCAGACAUCCGUGGAUUGUUGGCGUUGCGGAUCAUUGGUGCCGCGGAUCGUUGUCGCCGUGGAUUGUUGGCGCCGUGGAUCGUUACCACCGUGGAUUGUUGGCGCGGCUCUCGGGGAUGCUCACGUUAGUUUCUGUGGCUGUGUUUGGCUUCUUCCGGUGGGUGACUAUCCAGAGCAUCACAGAUGAUCGAGAGAGAAAGAGAGAGAGAGACAGAGAGAGAGA